Molecule: messenger RNA, 3167 nt
Organism: Dermacentor andersoni
Lineage: Eukaryota; Metazoa; Arthropoda; Arachnida; Ixodida; Ixodidae
Product: pancreatic triacylglycerol lipase-like
Biological process (GO): lipid catabolic process
Molecular function (GO): triacylglycerol lipase activity
Source: RefSeq, a predicted model, not a curated record
CUUUGCGGUUUUUUUCAAGAACUGAACGCUCUUCCGGGUCAAGAACGCGGGAUUGAUGAUGGUAGCGUUACCAUUUGGCGAAGAAAUAAGGUGUUUAUCAAUAUUUUUUUUUUGCUACUAAUCGCACGGUCCUAAUCGACAACCUUAGUAGCUUCGGUUUCAAGAAUUAAACUUGCUUUCGCGUUCAGAAUACGGGUUUGUGGAUUGCACGUCUUGCUAUUGUCGUUUAAAUGUACUAUUUACUGGCACUUUUCGUUUCGCGCACGGCAGCAAGACGAAAACCUCAGGAUUGAAUUUAACGGCUCCUUCUGCGUUGGUUCUUUAUUCCAUGUAGUUGCUACGAGGGUGAACGUUCUUUGCUACAUUCGUCAGAAUGCGUGGCCGGCGCGGCCGCGGCGAAACCGUGUCCGCGAGUCACAGAGAAGAAUGCUCAAGCACUGCGUGAUGCCGGUUCCCUGCUGUCAGCUUCGCCUCACCAUAUGGGCGUUACGCGGUGAAGCAUGCCAAGAAUGUAAAGGGUGCUGUCAAGGGUGUCAACUGUCAAGGGUGCUGCUCGCGGCGCUCGCCGCCACGUCUGCUGUCGCAGUGCAAACACGGAGACGCCCAUGCAAUAACGCCUUGAGAGAUAUUUCGGACGCGGCUGUGGUGAUUCGAGCGCUUGUCUAGCGCACCUAGCACGUCCCAUAUAAAGGAUCAUAAUUAACGGUCAAUGGGGUGCUAUUCCGCCCAGUUAGAUCAUUCGAUAAUAUUAUAGUUAGAUGAAAAGUGUGAAUGAGAAAAUUGUAGAGCAACAAUAAAAGCUCGCGAUAGAGCUUUCCGUUUUUCGAUACAUGCUACAUAAAAGGGGUUUUCCGAGCGUGGAAGAAGCCUGCAACUGACCGCGUGAUUGGCCGCUCGCUCGUGAAUACACGACAAGCAUUAACAUCUGUCUCAUACGAGUUGUUAUAGACAGGCAUCAGCAUGUUCUGCUUGACAUCCUGAAAACCUCCAAGUCUACUUCAUCAUUAUCUUUUUCAUUGAUGCUGGUACCGUGCAAGUGGAAUUAAAGUACACAUCGAGAAUAUGACAGGUACAAGCUGAGCAGCGAAGUUUUUCUUGCGUGUAAUUGUUGAGAGAUGCCACACCAAAGCAACGGGUCUUAAACAAUGGAAAAAUAUUUAACCUGAAAAAAAAAAGACGGAGUAUAUAAGCACGCCAGCAACAAACAAGGAAGGGCGGCUGUAGAAGUUAUAAACGAAUUUUUUUUUAACGGCACCUGUUUGUACUCAAAGCAACCUGGCUAGCGAGCUGUCAGUUUUUAUUGCGUUUUCAUUGAUUUGGUAAAGGCUUCUAUAAAUGAUGGAAAGCUGUCUGACAAUCGAUGCUGCUAAAUAUAGGAUGCCAUCCAUGUGUCUUACGUACAGGUGGGUAGCUUUCUUCUAUUUUUGUUGUUUUGUCUUCGCUUUCUGCCUCAACGCAUAUUCUAGUAUUUCGAGAGAAAAGAUAAAGUUGUGCGAAUGCUAUAGUUGAUUAGUCGUUACAAUGACCACCAUAAGUUUUACAUGAGUGGCAUAUCGUGUUACAAAGCGUCUCGCGUAUUAUGACCUGUUAUCCGGGUAAUGAUCUACCUUUCCACGUCAUGAGGAAUAGCCUUGCAACAUUGAUAAAGACGCUGUUUUGGACUGUUGCAGCGUCUGCCGUCAGUAACAAGUCGAGAACUGGGCAGUCCGAGCAGAAGUGCUUCAAGGAGCUCGGAUGCUUCCAGAUGGCAGGGCCGUUCUUCCACGAGAUCUACCGGCCCAUCAACUUCUAUCCGGAGGAGAGGGAGCACAUCAAUACACAGUUCAUCCUCUACUCGCGGGAGAACACCAUGCGCGGCGAGCUCCUAAAGUGGUCCUCGACGCCGGCAGAGGUCGCCGGUUCAACUACCUUCAAGGCCAGCAGGCCGACCAAGGUCCUGAUACACGGCUGGGUGGACACGGUGUUCUUCGGCGCUUGGUUGAGGAAAAUGACGACGGCCUUUCUCAUGGUGGGAGACUUCAACGUCAUCAUAGUUGACUGGCAAGGCGGCAACUCCCUGCCCUACACUCAGGCGACAGCCAACACGAGGGUGGUCGGCGCCGAGAUUGCUCUGCUGGUCAACAAGUUGGAGAAAGCAUUUGGGGCGAAGCGGGAGACAUUCCACAUCCUGGGUCACAGCCUCGGCUCCCACGUGGCCGGAUACGCUGGCGAGAGGCUUCCGGGGCUGGGACGGAUCACAGGUCUGGAUCCAGCCGAUCCCUACUUCCAGCACAUGCCGAAGGAAGUACGCCUCGACCCGACUGACGCUCGGCUGGUGGACGUUCUACACACAGACGGCGCAUCGGUGUUCGACAUAUACAAAGCCGAAGGGCUGGGCAUGUACCAGCCGGCCGGGCACCUUGACUUUUACCCCAACGGCGGCAUCAAGAUGCCCGGCUGCUCGACGAACUCUCGGAUAUUGAUUACGCUGACCAAGGGUGCCAUUGAAGCUGCCCGGUCGGUGGUGUGCAACCACGAGCGCGCCAUCGAUUACUUCCUGGAUAGCAUCACAGAGCGCGAAUGCACCUCGCUGGCUUUCGCGUGCAUCUCGUUCGAGACGUUCCGCAGUGGCCGCUGCUCAGACUGCGGCAACAACGGGCGCCUGUGCGCACGCAUGGGCAUGCACGCGGACUCCUGGAGGCCCGUGGACAACACCUCGGUCCAGAUGUACCUGCACACCAUGGACGAGGCACCCUUCUGCGCAUUCCCCUUCUUCGUGAACAUCGUGUUGUGGAGAACAGAAAAAAUCUUUUCCACUGGGUACUUCGUCCUCAUCUUGGAUGGUACCAGGGGAAGAGCCGUGAUCAAGAUUAAUAAGGAGCCGCUGCGACUUUUCGGUGCCGUGAAGAACGAGUUCGUCGUGAAGACCGAUACCUACAUCGGCGAGCUGCAAGCGGCGGCCUUCCGCUACACUAGCAGCCGUUUCUUUUUAUUUCGCAGCAACAUGCUGCUCAGGCAUGUCGAGGUGUUGCCGAUGAACGAACCCGUGAGAACGCAUGAAAGGAGGAGCAAGAUGAAAACGUUUUGCUACUACAAUAAAACGGGGAUACCUUCUGGCGAAGAAGUGAAGCUGACUCUCUGCAAACUUUAAUUAAAGGAAUAAAGAUCAAGUAAUUGUUGCUGCAAAA